CCGCGGGAGGGAGAGGGCCCGCGUUCCGCUGCCGUUCUCGGGACUCCGAGGGUCAGCGGUGGAAGGACUUUCUUUGGGGACUUUUUGACUCGCACGGCUCGUGCAGCUCUUCCAGGGAGGCGGGAAAGCCACAGCCCGACGAAACCCCCAACCACUCGUGGCUUCGGGCCGCGCGAAGGACGGGGAAGGGGACGCCUCUAGAGAGGCGGUGGGUAUCUCUCGCCAGCUGCGUGCAGCAGGGAGGAGCGGACUCGCCGAGGGAGAUAAACGUCCUGCAGGCCUUUGUUUCUUCAGAGAUAAUCUCCUCCGUUCUGGUAGCACGUUCUAGGAAGAAUUCUGUACUUUCAAGGAGGUGUUUGGCGUAGACAUUGGGGCAAGGGGCAUAGCUGUGCAUGCUUGCUACCUCUUUUUCUAACCUGAGGCUCUUGUGGCCCUUUACAAAGGGAAGCGGCUACUUUUACUCGUUUUACAUGUAGGGAAAGUACAGUCCUGAGAAGAAAGUUAAUUGCCCCAGGCUACACAGCUCAUCAGUGGGAGAAAAGCUGAAACUCACCUGUGGUUGCUUGAGUCUGCUGCUGCUUGCAUGUGUGGAAUGAUCCUCUGCUAGUGUAAUUCUGGUUUGAUUUUGCUUGCUUCGGCUUAUGCUCACGCGAGAAGCUCCAGGCAGUGGGUGAAUCUCCAUAGAAUCAUAGAAUCAUUUAGGUUGGAAAAGACCUUCAAGAUCAUCAAGUCCAACCAUCAACCAUGCCCACUAAACCAUGCCCUGAAGCUGGACUGGGGUCUGGCUUGCAAGAGCUUAUAACUAUUUCACUGCCAUUAUCUGACACAUUCUCAAAAAGAAAGAUGAUGGAGAGCCAAAAGGAUUUGAUAUUUGAAGAGUAUCAAUUCUUCCUCAAAGUUGAACUAAGGGCAAAAGCAGUGGAUGGGCUUCCUUUCAGGAAGUCUAACUUAACCUUCUAACCCAACUCAUCUUUAGCAUGGGCCAUUCUUAUGCAAGGGAACAUUCUUCCCACCCUUUACUGCUUUAAGAUCUGUUGCUUGUUGUGCAUGCAGACCUAAGCUGUUACUUUUUUUUGUCCAUAGAGCUUCUAAAUAGAGCUCUGAUCUUACAGAGUAUAAAUAACUCAUAUUUCCCAGUAACUAUAGAUUUUUCCAGCGGCACCGUGAAAUCCUAUUCACUUCUCCCAGAACUUGCAUAAUUGGUAAAAUUCACACUCUUAGAAAAAGCAGAGGGUACUAAGUGUGUGGUACGAUUUGUCCUUUCAUCACUGAGCAACAGGAGGAUGGUUUUUGCUUACCUUUCUGCCUGCUUGCUGAUGAGCGGGCAUCUUUCAGCAGUCGUGUUCUGCAGAGGUGAAACCAAGCAGCUCAAAGGUAGGUAGGUAGAUGCUGUCUAUGAAUAAGGGCGCCGAGCUGGUAUAGAGAAAUGGAAUUUCUGACUGGGGGACAGCUAAUGACCUUAGUAACACAGCUGGAAGUAGGGCAUGUGGAUCCUGACAUGUAGGCUUCUGCUCUAGUCGCUCUUCUAACUCGAUAAAGUCUUUGUUUUGGCUUGUCAGUGCUUGGAUCACAGUGGCGCUGGACAUGGGGAGAUGUUAUUCUGCCGCUUAGUUGAUAAAAUAAGUUCUUCAGUGAAAUGCUGUGGUCAUGAUGGGAGUUCACAUGGUUGAAGGAGUUUGUACCUAUGAGAGAUUUUACUUGGGGCUACUUAUUUCUAAUUCUUUUGAUUUAGAGAAUGUAGUGGUCACGCAUGCCUGACCGUUGAAGAAUGGCAAAGUCCUCUCUAGGUACUGUAUGGACGAUGUGCUCUUUGUUUAGGGCUUUGUUUUCUGCUUUGUUGCAGCUGGCCCGGAUUCAGACCGACAGCGUAGUCGAGAUGCUCCGUGAGCUAUACCCUGACCUCUGCUUUGAGAUUGGGGAGAAAGAUGGAUUUCAUAAGCUCCUGAUAAUUGAAGCUCUGAGUAUGUCAUGCAGAUGGUGUUAUGUUGCUCCGUUUGAGAACCUGGUAUCGCUCUGGCUGCACCCCACUGUGCCUUAGGGACAUUUUCCUGCCUGGGGCUUGAGGCGUUCAACAGGAGUAAUGGGAUCCCAGCCUUGCACUGAAGAGAACUGCUGAGUACCUGUUUACUGGCACUGCAGAGAAAGACUCUGGCAGUUUCCGUUGGGCCAGCUCUUCCCAAAACCUGCCCUCUUUCCCCUUGUUCUCUUUUUGAGGACAGUGAAGAAAGUCUCAAUUUCACUUGUCUUGAGCGCAGUGUAUUUCUAGAAGCGAGCUGCUCUUAUAUUUACCUUGAGUCUGUGUUCAUGCAGUAGUGUGUGACGCUGUACUGCUCGUUAGGUGUUACGUAGAUAUUUCCAGGCUAGGCCUAGGUGCUUUGAUGGAGCCUCACAUUUUACCUGUGCUCUCCCUCUGAGCAGUUGCCAUGUCGACAACCGGAGACAAGAUCUUGGAUACAGCGCUUUCCAAGAUCGGGGAGAAGAGCCUCUUCACCAAAGAGCUGGAAAACGCACUUGAAAGAAAUGAAGUUGACCUCGUGGUUCACUCCUUGAAGGACCUGCCAACUUCUCUUCCUCCUGGCUUUACCAUUGGCGCUGUCUGCAAAAGGGAAAACCCACUCGAUGCCGUUGUCUUUCAUCCCAAAAACUGUGGGAAAACACUGAGCCUCCUUCCUGAAAAGAGUGUGAUUGGAACCAGCUCACUUCGGAGAGCAGCCCAGCUCAAAAAGAAGUUCCCUCAGUUAGAAUUCAGGGAUAUUAGAGGGAAUUUAAAUACCCGCUUAAAGAAGCUAGAUGAGAAGGAAGACUUCAGUGCCAUCGUCCUGGCUGCUGCUGGGCUGAAGAGAAUGGGCUGGGAGAAUCGCAUUGGCCAGCUCCUAAGCCCUGAAGAUUGUCUGUAUGCUGUUGGACAGGGUGCCUUAGCAGUGGAAGUUCGUGCCAAAGACCAAGAGAUACUGAAUAUGGUAUCUGCCCUGCAUGAUGCAGACACCGUGUUAUGCUGCAUUGCUGAGAGAGCCUUUAUGAAACGUUUGGAGGGUGGAUGUAGCGUCCCUGUCGCCGUCAACACCAUGCUGAAAGAUGGCCAGUUGUAUUUGACAGGAGCAGUCUACAGUUUGGAUGGAUCUGAUAGCCUGAAGGAGACUAUGCAGACCAGUGUUAAUUAUCCCCAACAGAAUGAAGAUGGACCAAACGACGAUGUGCAGCAUGUUGGCAUCACAGCCAAGAAUGUCCCUGGUCAGGCCCAGGAAGCUGCAGAGAACCUUGGUGUUGAACUAGCUAGUUUACUUCUGAGCAAGGGAGCUAAGCAUAUCCUUAGCGUGGCAAGGCAGCUCAACGAUGCCCGCUAAACCUGUGGUGUACUCUGCAUGACUGCUAGAACUCUAGCAAGUCUUUGCAGCUAUGCUGUCAUCCUCCUUUGGAGGAAGAGAUUUAUUUAAAUGCUCAGACCGGUCUUAACUGAUGUUUGGGCACAAAAACUUGAAAUACUAAGUUAACUAACUUGAGUA
This is a messenger RNA of Harpia harpyja (harpy eagle), 3503 nucleotides long. RefSeq names its product hydroxymethylbilane synthase (gene HMBS). Gene Ontology annotation, biological process: heme biosynthetic process. The coding region runs from base 2424 to 3344 and encodes 306 amino acids. The record is from RefSeq and is a predicted model, not a curated record. Gene Ontology annotation, cellular component: cytoplasm. NCBI's taxonomy places the organism in Eukaryota, Metazoa, Chordata, Aves, Accipitriformes, Accipitridae. The transcript has 12 exons. Gene Ontology annotation, molecular function: hydroxymethylbilane synthase activity.